UAAAUAUCGGGGGUCUCUGGUCCCGCAAGCCCGGUCCAGGUAGUCUUCAUAGUGCCGGCGGACUUUCGUUGAGACUUGAGACUGAAGAUUCGGUGCUAUCUCCGCGAGUCCAUCUUCCUCAUCUUCGAGAGUCUUAACCCCCUUGGGGGUUACGCGGAUCGAAUGUGCGAGGCUUGCCGCUAACCAGGGAAUGGGUGUUGUCACCGUUCAUAUGGUCCCAUGCUCCGGACCGGAGGCAUUGCAAUCGACUGCGGACAACCUUUGUCGCAUGAUCGAGAAGCUCGGCGGUCGGAGAGAUGGCGUUUUCUGUGUCGAUUGUGAAACUUAUCAAAACGUCUCUAUGGGAAGGUUUCAACACGUUCUCCACGAUAGCGAGCAUCCCGCAUCUGUGUUCUCGCUGCUCGAGUCAGGUCUCUGUCUGGUCGCAGACGCCAACUUCGACAGUCUGAUGAACAAACUCAAUCCUCAGCUAUUCACGACGAAAAUUGGCACCAAGGUCGAAUGUAAGGGACCUCGAUACCAGGUAGAAGAUUUCAUCCUGAAGAUCGGCACCGUGACCAUUGGAACUUCCGCCCGCGGUCUUCUCGUGGAAUGCGAAUAUCAACCUUGCGCUGUCACCGCCUCGUGCUGGGAAUUGAUGCGUGAGCUCAUGGAGCCACUUUUGGGUCUUCCACUCAACCAACCCGUCCAGUAUCUCGCUCUUCGCAUGCGAGAGAUCUACACCCCUGUAGACACGAUACAACAAUACAUGGAACACUUCAAUGCUCUCCGAAAAUCGAAUCCGAUCCAGGGAGCCCAAGCACCGGUUUCCGGGCAGAUCGGCAGCCAAGCAAACCCAAACGCUCAAACGCCCGUCUCCAGAGCCUAAGACUUGUUAAAUAUUCAGUGUACAUAGAGUUUCGACCCUGAAGAGGAGAAUAAAAUUCGGAGAGCUGAAAUAUUCUCCAACGGAACCAACUCGUA
This is a messenger RNA of Galendromus occidentalis (western predatory mite), 963 nucleotides long. RefSeq names its product mediator of RNA polymerase II transcription subunit 20. The transcript is spliced from 4 exons. The coding region runs from base 191 to 868 and encodes 225 amino acids. NCBI's taxonomy places the organism in Eukaryota, Metazoa, Arthropoda, Arachnida, Mesostigmata, Phytoseiidae. Gene Ontology annotation, molecular function: transcription coactivator activity. Gene Ontology annotation, cellular component: mediator complex. Gene Ontology annotation, biological process: regulation of transcription by RNA polymerase II. The record is from RefSeq and is a predicted model, not a curated record.